AUGUCGUUCUGGAAGCCAGGAACUGUUGCUCCAGGUAAUAAUGUUGAUAGAGACGCAGAAAACGGCGCUGAAGAUUUCGUUCUAGCUCCUGUCGACAAACAAUAUCGACAUCUGACAAUAAAACAACAAAGAGAGCGGCUUCCAGUUUUUAAAGUAAGAAAGGAACUUUUGUAUUUAGUCGAGACAUACCAAACAGUGAUAGUGGUGGGUCAGACAGGUUCUGGCAAAACUACACAGAUCCCUCAGUACCUUAAUGAGUCUGGUUGGGCGGGUAACGGCAAACAGAUAGCUUGUACACAGCCUCGAAGAAUUGCUGCAACAUCCGUAGCUCAAAGAGUAGCAGAAGAAAUGAAUUGUAGCCUGGGUGCGGAUGUUGGUUAUUUGAUUCGAUUUGAUGACCAAACGAGCGAUAAGACAAGAAUAAAGUAUAUGACUGAUGGUAUGUUAUUUCGGGAGGCAAUGAUAGAUCCCCUCCUGGCGAACUACAGCAUUAUAAUGAUUGAUGAAGCACACGAAAGAAGUUUGUAUACAGAUAUACUUAUCGGCAUUGUCAAAAAGAUACAGAAGAAGCGGCCUAACCUGAAAAUCAUUAUAUCGUCAGCAACAAUGGAUGCAGAGCAGUUUUAUCGCUUUUUUAACACAAAUUCAACAAACGACCCUUCAAAAGACACAGCUAAAAUCAUAUCCUUGGAAGGAAGAAUGUUCCCUAUCGACAUUUUGUAUUUAAACGAACCUGUUAUUGAUUAUGUCGAAAAGUGUAUUCAAACCGUAUUCGAUAUCCAUGUUAAAGAGAGAACUGGAGAUAUAUUAGUGUUUAUGACUGGUAGAGAGGAAAUUGAUAAUGUUGUAGCCGAGAUUUACGAGCGAGGGAAAACAUUACCGGAAAAUAGUUUGGCUAUCAUGCCUCUUCCGCUUUAUGCUGGCCUUACAGUGGAAGAGCAGAUGCAAGUCUUUGAACCUACACCGAAAUACACACGAAAAGUGAUUGUAUCCACCAAUAUAGCAGAAGCAUCGGUUACUCUCGAAAAUGUCGUAUAUAUAAUAGAUCCUGGCUUUGUCAAGGUAGGAUAUUACGAUCAUAAAUUAGAAUAUUAUGGACCUAACGAUAUUAUAAUCUCAAGAGCGGGUAGAGCAGGUCGUAUCAAACCAGGAAAAGCCUUUAGAUUGUAUACUGAAGAGACGUACAAUUCUUUGAGAGAUACCAGUAUACCGGAGAUCCAGAGGAGCAAUUUAGCACCUAUUAUAUUGCAACUGAAGGCUUUGGGUAUUGACAAUGUACUUCGAUUUGAUUUCAUCACUCCGCCACCUGCUGAACUUAUGAUAAGAGCAUUAGAAUUACUUUAUUCGUUAAAGGCUUUGGACAAGGUUGGACGAUUAACUAUACCCUUAGGCAUGCAACUUGCUGAAUUCCCCGUUGAUCCCAUGCUGGCCAAAAUUCUCUUAGCCUCGAAAGACUUUAAGUGCAGUCAUGAAAUUGUCACUAUUGCAGCUAUGAUGUCUGUUCAAAAUGUAUUUAUCACACCACCAAACAUACCUAAAGAUAUAAUUCAAGAAGCUCGGCGUAAAUUUUGGGUAGAAGAAGGGGAUACGCUUUCUUUGAUCAACGUCUAUAAUGCAUUCAUAAACAAGGGCAAUAAAUCCGGGAAAUGGUGUCACGACAGGUUCCUAAACUUCAAAGCAUUGUCAAGAGCAAUGGCGAUCCGAUUGCAAUUGAUCAAAUACUUGAAACGAUUUGAUAUACCUUUGGUGAGCGCGACUUCCAAAUACCCAAAUACAGCAGAGGGCCGACUUGCAGCAAGUGCAGACGUCAGAAAGUGCAUUGCUAGUGGCUAUUUUUCACAAGCAGCGAUCGCUGAACCGGAUGGAAGUGGACGGUUUAGAACGAUACGUGACGGAGUACUUUUGAGUAUCCAUCCUAAUUCAGUUCUCUUCAACCGUAAACCGAAAUGUGUCGUAUUUAAAGAAGUAGUGGAAACGACCCAAGCAUAUAUGCGCGACCUAACCUUAAUUGAGCCAGAUUGGUUAGCUGAAUUGGCACCUCAUUUUUAUGAAUACAAAUCCACUGUUAAAUAA
Messenger RNA from Mycotypha africana, 2073 nucleotides. RefSeq names its product P-loop containing nucleoside triphosphate hydrolase protein. The record is from RefSeq and is a predicted model, not a curated record. Gene Ontology annotation, molecular function: ATP binding; RNA binding. Lineage: Eukaryota; Fungi; Mucoromycota; Mucoromycetes; Mucorales; Mycotyphaceae. Gene Ontology annotation, cellular component: catalytic step 2 spliceosome; intracellular anatomical structure. The transcript has 7 exons. The coding region runs from base 1 to 2073 and encodes 690 amino acids.